Molecule: messenger RNA, 651 nt
Organism: Cajanus cajan (pigeon pea)
Lineage: Eukaryota; Viridiplantae; Streptophyta; Magnoliopsida; Fabales; Fabaceae
Source: RefSeq, a predicted model, not a curated record
AUGAAUUGGCUAAUGGAGAUCGAGAAGAUUUUCAAUGCCAUGGAGUGCCCUCUUGCUCAGAAGGUGAGGUUGGCUACCUUCAUGUUGACCACUGAUGCCCAAUUUUGGUGGGAAGGAGCACUUCAAAGGAUGAUUGAUGGAGGAGUGCAAUUGAAUUGGGACAACUUCAAGAGGGGGAAUGAUACAGUGGCAGAGUAUGCUGCAAAAUUUGAUGCUCUGGUUCGCUAUUGUACUCAUUAUCAUGGUGAGGGUGGUGAAAAGGCUAAGUGCAUUAAGUUCGUGAAUGGCCUUCGUCCUGAGAUAAAGGCAGCAAUCAAUUAUCAAGAGAUUUAUCACUACCCAACGCUUGUCAAUAAGAGUAGAAUCUACGACCAUGACAAUUGUGCACGUGCUAUUGUUACAAGGGAGCUGGAGAUUCAAGGAAAUCAUGCUAAGAGUAGAUCUGUUCCUGGAAAUUCUUUCGUAAGUGGUGCUGCUAGUGUAAGAGGCUCUGUUUCUACCCCUACUAGUCGAUGCAAGAAAUGUGGGCUACGUGGGCAUGAGCACUAUAACUGUCCUGACAAGGAAAUAACAUGUUUCAAUUGUAAUGGCAAGGGUCAUAUUAGUACUCAGUGUCCACAACCGCCAAGGCAACGCAUGACGGGAACAUGA